CUUUGCUUCAUCCAACAGGAGUUUCUGUUUGUUUGAUUGUUUGGUUGUGUAUUUAUUAUUAUGAUUAUUGUUGUUGUUGUUGUUGUUAUCUUACGCCCGGCAUGAGAAUCCGUCCUCCCACCUAAACAUCCAUGAAGGCGAUGAUGCAGGCAGGGCACCAUCGAUGCAAUGGAUCAGAAAGUCAAGAGCCGCACAGGCCUGGACCUUUCUUCCGCCAGCCUUGUUUCUCGCACCCGUUUGCACAUGUCUGUCUUAAUCAGUCUCAAUCUCCUAUUGCGGCUUCAGUUUUUUCUACCCUUCUUUGUGGUUUCUGUUUGUUUUCUGGGUUUUCAGCUGUCUUGGGGUAGAAUUCUCGAGAGAUCUUACCCUACAGUGUCCAUAAGCUUGCUACGUAGCACAUGAGCUUUGUGGGGUAGAAUCUCGCGGCAAAUUCACACUGGCAGGUGUUCAGAGCGAUGGCCAUGUGGUGAGAUUCCAGCGCCGACAAGAGAAAAAAACAUACCCGGUCCAAUUUCACAAUGCCGAGACCAUAAAAAGAUUUCGUGCUGUUAAGGGUAUAUACCCAUGGAUUUGCAGCCCUAUCUGAGCAGUGGGUAGGGCUCUCAUGUCACGUCUCUACGAGGAUGAAUCAAAGUUUUUCCAUCAGUCUGUGCCCAACAAUUAACUUGACACGCGGAAGCCAGAUGAGAGAAAGCACUGGAAGCGCUGGCCCCCAUUGUUUGUGAGCGUGUCUCAUUGACCACGAAGUACUUACCGCGGUACAUAUCCACAGCAGUUUCUGCACGAAUCUACUUCGGUGGUUUCAGGGUGUGGGUCCUUGUAAAGUAGAGUCUCGUCAGUGAAAGUGAAAAAUGAUGCAGGUUAUGCUGCAGACAAUUUUGAUGUUAUUGGUCUGCUUGGUCUGUUGGUGCCUGCAGCGGAGCAAGCAAGUCUGACGAAAGGGGAUUGGAAGCUGCUGAGGACUCUUGGUGCCCCGGGGCACAUUGAACGUCUCCUGUGUGCGAGUCUCCUUUAUAUCCCUGUCCUGGCACAACUAUCUAAACAUCGCACCCGGGUUUGCAGCUCAAUACCACAGUUCACCUGCCGUGCCACCAUCGCUUCCGCUCGCACAAUCGAGACACAGAGAAGCUAGCACUUGGAAUCACUGGUGAAGUCUAUGUUGGCGGGGGAUCGGCGUGCUGAUCGUGGUAUUGUUUGCUUUUUUUGAGGGCUUUGCUAGUGACGAGUUCUGUGUGUGUUGAAGAAGCAUUUUGGAGGUGUGCACUCAUUUGAUAAAAGGACCUGCUGCGAGUGGCGAUGGCGGCCUUUACUUGGCGAUUUGCGAAGGCUGUUAUAGUGGUUGCUUUUUUAUGGCAGUGGGAAUGGCAGGUUUGUGGAGCUGUGAGACUGCUGGCCUCGGGCAGCUCAGUGAAGUUACAGAAAGCUCAGCUGCUUGAUGCUUUCGCUGACAACAGCACCACGGAUUCAGUGCUGAGCCCUAAUUCCAACCGUAGAGCUCUUAGCGGUUGUGGAAACGGAAACCCAGUCGACGAUUGCUGGAGAUGCAAUCCAAACUGGUCUAAGAAUCGGCAGCAGCUAGCAGAUUGCGCCCUUGGCUUCGGCAGGAAUGCAGUCGGUGGUAAGAACGGAGGAAUUUACGUCGUUACGGAUGACAGUGAUGAUGAUGUUGUUAACCCAAAGGAAGGGACACUUCGCUACGGUGUCAUUCAGGUCGAGCCUCUGUGGAUUAUUUUCAGCCGCAACAUGAAUAUAAAACUCAAGCAAGAGCUCAUCAUGAACAGCUACAAGACCCUCGACGGACGUGGCAACAAUGUCCACAUUGCUGGAGGAGCGUGCCUCACCCUGCAAUACAUUAACAACGUUAUAAUUCACGGCAUUCACAUCCACGACUGUCAGGUCACGGGACCUGCCGACGUCAGGAGUUCUCCGUCGCACUAUGGUAGAAGAGGUAAAUCUGAUGGGGAUGCUGUUAACAUCUUCGGCUCUCGCGACAUCUGGGUGGAUCACUGUUACUUCUCCAACAGCGCUGAUGGCCUUGUUGAUGUCAUUCAAGGAUCCACCGACGUUACCAUCUCCAACAACUACUUUGAGAAUCACGACAAGGUGAUGUUACUUGGCGCUCACCCGAAUGACUCAAUUGACAAGGGCAUGAGAGUCACCGUCGCCUUCAACCACUUCGGAGCAAACCUUAUUGAGCGCAUGCCAAGAUGCCGACAGGGUACAUUUCACGUAGUCAACAAUAACUACCAAGGAUGGGGAAUGUAUGCGAUUGGAGGAAGUGAGAAUCCAAUCAUAAAUAGUGAGGGCAACCGUUUCUACGCUCCCGAUGCAAGGUUUAAGAAACAGGUCACGAAGCAGAUCGACGACGGACAUAAGGAGAACGAAAACAGUUGGAACUGGAGAUCCUCCGGUGACAUGUUCCUCAACGGUGCCAUCUUCGGCGAACCAGGAGCGCAGUCUGCAAGUACUCAGUUCUUUGCCAAGGCCACCAGUUUCAGCGCUCGCCCUGCCGUCAUGGUUCAAUCCAUGACCAAUGACGCAGGUCCCCUCGCACUGUGAUAGUGCACAAUACUUCGUGACCACUGGCUGUCUCCAAUACCCAACUGAACGUUCACUCUCCAGAGGAUUACAAAAUUCUCAGACUGCUAAUAAGAUUGUGGAACGAAUCCGCGGUUUCGUAGUUAGCACUUGGAUUUUCAUAUAGUAGUGAAGCAUCUCUUGUACUCAUGGUCGAGAGCUGGCCAAGCAUGGUCGGCCUAGCGUGUGAGCACAAGGCGGUGUAGCUGAUGAGGGUGUCUGUCUCACGACGUGUAGACUAUAAACACUUUGUGUUUAGACGCGUGCCCUUGCCAAGACCCACACACAAUUAACUGGGGUUUUGUGUGCGGCAGCAACGCAAGCCAGCAGCCAAAGUCUUCUUCUUCUUCUUCUUCUUCCACACCCCGUCCCAUUGCUUCUCCCCAUUGUCCCAUUAUUUAAGCCUAAAUGAAGUUUGCAAAAAACAAAUCACAAUUGUUCAAGUAACGGUUGUCAAACUUCGAACUUCACUUGUCCAAUUGGGUGAAGAGCAUUUGCAAUGAGCAAAUGUAACUGCAAUUGGGUGUUUCCACGACAACUCACCUGGAUUAGCUGUGGCCCACUCUGAAACCCAGUGUUUGAAUCAACUAAUCACCAAAAGAGCCAUUUCUCACUGCAGUUGCGGAGAUCAUGGCACUAAGUACAGCAAUGGUUGGAAUAACUCUAAA
This is a messenger RNA of Physcomitrium patens, 3245 nucleotides long. Its product is annotated as putative pectate lyase 5. Gene Ontology annotation, molecular function: pectate lyase activity. The record is from RefSeq and is a predicted model, not a curated record. Lineage: Eukaryota; Viridiplantae; Streptophyta; Bryopsida; Funariales; Funariaceae.